AUGGUAGUUCUUCAGGGAUCUAUUUUUAACGGCCAUGAUGCUAGUUAUGGAUACCAAAGUGAACUUCACGAUGAAAGCUUUAUGCGCCGAAAACAACGAAGAAAUCGAACAACAUUCUCUGUUCAACAGUUGGAGGAGUUAGAAAAAGCAUUUGCUCAAACUCACUACCCCGAUGUCUUUACUCGAGAAGACUUGGCUAUGAAAAUUAACUUAACGGAAGCAAGAGUUCAGGUGUGGUUUCAGAACAGACGAGCAAAGUGGAGAAAAGCAGAGAGACUUCGAAAAGAGAGGGAGGAGAAACACCGUCCCCUGAUGGAGAUGGAGAAAGAUGCCGAUAAACUCAUCCCAGGAUCGGACACUCAUACCACCCUCAUCAGUCCCCGUCCUUCUGAUUCGGAGGAUAGUGGAGGAGAGGGACAGAAAGACCUCUCAGGAGUGUGUGAUGAAGGAGACUGCGGAUGGAGAUGUUCGGAUCAAAGUGAAGAGAACGCAAAUAAGGAGGCAUGUCAAGAUGACAAAAAACUUAUCCUAAAUGGCACGCAGCAAGAGCAGCCAAUACCCAAGACUGAUGCAGUCAAUCGAAUGAGCGGUAAACUCGAAGAAACGGAAGCUUUGAAAUUAUGUUCCUCAUUGCAAGUAGGAUUUACGCCAACUGCUGCAAAUCUAUACAAAGACUGCCACAAUUGUAGGGAGAGANUGUAUAUGGUAAUUUUUGUAUAUUUUAAUUCCAAAUAUGGUAAUUGA
Messenger RNA from Parasteatoda tepidariorum (common house spider), 744 nucleotides. The record is from RefSeq and is a predicted model, not a curated record. Lineage: Eukaryota; Metazoa; Arthropoda; Arachnida; Araneae; Theridiidae.